AAUCGUCGGCUUGUAAGAGAUAAGACGCGAGCAGGUAAGCUGAGCUGCAUAAGCUAAACUAUAUAUGUAGUUGUUUAAAGUAAUGUAAUGUAAUAUGGCGAACUAACGAGGACUGACAACGAAAUCUUUGACCUUUGCCCGAAUGACAUUUGUAUUACAUCAGCUGACAAAUUACAAAACUCGUAUUCGUCGAAAACACAGUAGAGGUGAUAAGACUGAAUAUUGUUUAGUUUACAUUUUACAACUACCAAUACUGAUUCAUUUUAUAUUAAAAACAUGGUGUCGGCUCCGGUGAUUUAUGCAGCAGUGCCCAUCUCAGUAGUAGUGGCGAUUGGAUUAAUACGUAAACUGAGAUCCAGAAAUUGGGGCAAAUGUACUAGUAAUACAUGUCUGAGAGGCAAAACCUUUCUGAUAACCGGUGCAAACAGUGGUAUCGGACUUGAAACAGCUAAAGCCUUGGUUAAAAGAAAAGCCCGCGUUAUCUUUGCAUGCAGAGACAUUGCAAAGGCGAAAGAAGUUAUUGCCGCAAUACGAGAGGAACAGCCAAAUGGUGGUGAAAUGAUUCCGAUGCAGCUUGACCUUUCAUCAUUUGAAUCUAUAGAAAAUUUUGUGGAUAUUAUAAAGGCUGGUUUCCAUAAAAUAGAUGUCCUUAUAAACAAUGCUGGUGUUGUUGUUCCUUUGAAUCAAGAUGAGAAGACAAAAGAAGGAUUUGAAAUACAUUUUGGUGUGAACCACCUAGGCCACUUUUAUCUUACUAAUCUUUUGUUAGACCAUUUGAAGAGGGCUACUCCAAGUAGAAUUGUAAUCGUGUCUUCAACGUUACACGAAAAAGGAAAAAUCGAUUUUGACGACCUAAACUUAAGGUCGGAAAUAGAAUUAGCGAAAAAGGGCAAAAGCGGUCGUCACAACCCCGGUUAUUGCAACUCCAAACUAAUGAAUGCAUACUUUAUGAGAUCAUUAGCUGCAAAAUUGAGAAAUUCUGGGGUCGAUGUCAACGCAUGCUGCCCAGGAUUCUGUUACACGAACUUAUUCAGAUAUUCGGUAAAAUGGUACCACUACAUUAUGAUGGCGCCAAUCUUUCUUCUUUUCAUGAGAUCGGCUAAACAGGGUUCCGAAACAGUAUUGUUCUGUGCCACAGAUCACAGUCUUGAAGGGAAAUCGGGUCGGUUUUACCGCGACUGUGUCGAAUACGACACCAAGUAUCCAUUUGACAGGGCCGUCGAGAACAAACUGUGGGAGGUCAGCGAGGACCUCAUCAAAGCCAGGAAGCCGCUGUGAAUCCGAAAAUACAUCCAAUGACACGUCAUCUCGAAUCGGUCGAUCUGUUUCGCAUUUUUAUACCAAAAUUAUAAAUUAACUAGCGACCCGCCCUCGCUUCGGUUCGGAAACAUGAAAUUUUAUUAUUGAUUAUUUACGACAUCACAUUAGCAACCUCAAAAAUAACAGUAUUUCUCCACUAUUUAGUGGAUGUUAUUAUACAUAUAAACCUUCCUCUUCAAUCACUCUAUCUAUUAAAAAAAAGCCGCAUCAAAAUCCGUUGGGUAGUUUUAAAGAUUUAACCAUACAUAGGGAUAUAGGGACAAAGAAAGCGACUUUGUUUUAUACUAUGUAGUGAUUAAAUCAAUUAAUUCACAAAAAGAAACCGAAAAAGCGCUUCAAAAUUUCGGGCAUUUUCGUAAGAUUUAGAUAGACCUUAAUAUUAUAAGAAUAGCAACUAAACUUGUAUGACACUUUAAAAUAAAUAACAUUAUUAGCGAUUGUAAAGGUGUUUUGUUUGGCGUACGAAAAUAUAGUUUAUAUACACGGUGUAGUGGCCAAAUCGUGGUGUAGUGAUUUGUUUUAGGGAAACCACGUUUGUGGCACGAUUACACUUAUAAUGAAUUCUAAGCAAAUUCUAUUGCUAACUUAUGGAAUUCAUUUUAAAUAUGGAUGGUAAGGUAAUGGUGUCCAAUAAAGAUAUAUUAUAUUCAUAUUAAGAUGACGUUGCUAUGAAAGUGCCAAUAUUUAAAGACAGCAUCAUGACAAUGUUUUCUCAGGUAUUGAAUUUGGAUAAAUAACGUUAUCAAAUCUAUAUUUAUUACUAUACUACUUGUUAAUCGCGGCUUCGCUCGCGUGGUCAAGGAACAGUGUCAAUUAAUUUUUCUAUAUUAAUAAAACAGUUUCAUGUGGGAAUUGGAUGUUUUUUUCGGGAUAAAUGGUAGCCUAUGUCACUUAUCUAUUACUUUCCGUUGCUUCGGUUCGGCGUGUGAAAGAAGGACAAACAAACAUACAUACUAUCACAUAUUGCACCUUUCGAAUUGAAGUUGGCUUAAUUCAAAAUUCUUGUUUUUGGGUAAAUGCCAAAAAUGUAAUUAAAGAAUUGAAGACAAUUUCUCAGUGCGAUUUUAAUAAUUUAAGCCUUAAAAUGCAUACCUUAAAGUUUAAAGUACGCGCUUGAUUUAAAAGAGAUGGAAAAUGUACUUUGUCCUUUUCUAGAUAAAAAUUUAAAUUUAAUUUUUAACUUUAUUGUACAUAAGCCGUUCUAAGUAUAAAACUCAUUUUCUUCAAAUUUUUAGUUAUGUCACUUCAAUUCUAAAAGUGCUAUAUAUAAUAUUAAAUUAGAUUUACUGUACAUAAAACAUACAGUAUAAUUAUGUAUUAUUAUUUUUUACAUUUUUAUGCGUUCUAAGUAUCAAGGUUAUCUAUCAUCUAUCUUUAAAGAGUUUUAGCAAACUACAAAAACAGAGCGAUAAUAUACAAAAAUAAUGCAUUACAUAAGUUCUAAAAUGUUGAAAGAUACAUUUAUUAUCAAUUUAUAAAAUUCGCGUUCUAUUAUGUACGUUAUAUUUGAGAGGUUUUAUUUUGUUCUCAGAUAAUUAAUUCACUAUUAUUCGGCUCAUUUCUGGCAGCUCUGUUCUUUAAUAUGGCAACAUUUGAAUUUUUUACAACUGGUCGUUUAAUGGUUUUAAUAUGACAUUUCUUACAAUUCCAGUUUUAUCAAUGGUGUCCCCUCCUGAAUACGCGAUUUUUAUUUUGUAGUUUUAGGCGAAUAUAGGUCGAUGUAUGGCUUUUAGUUGUAUAAUGUUAAAAUAAAUAUAUUAUUUCUAUGUAAAUAACAAAAUGAAAGGUGUUUUCGAUGUUUUAUUAAUAAAAAAACAAUCUAAAGAA
This is a messenger RNA of Bombyx mori (domestic silkworm), 3147 nucleotides long. Its product is annotated as retinol dehydrogenase 11. NCBI's taxonomy places the organism in Eukaryota, Metazoa, Arthropoda, Insecta, Lepidoptera, Bombycidae. The coding region runs from base 277 to 1278 and encodes 333 amino acids. The record is from RefSeq and is a predicted model, not a curated record. The transcript has 6 exons.